This is a messenger RNA of Verruconis gallopava, 2132 nucleotides long. RefSeq lists its product as hypothetical. Lineage: Eukaryota; Fungi; Ascomycota; Dothideomycetes; Venturiales; Sympoventuriaceae. The coding region runs from base 1496 to 1915 and encodes 139 amino acids. The transcript has 2 exons. The record is from RefSeq and is a predicted model, not a curated record.
UUAUGUUUUCCUAUAUGCCUAGGAAAAAACGUGUUCACCUUUUUCGCUUCCAUAGUACUAAGCACAGCAUUGUGUUGCCAAACAGCACCCUGACAAUGCGCCAAAUCCUGACUCUCAAAACUGUCCACAGCUGCAAGCGCAAACGCGACAUCAGCAGUCGCAGGCGGCACCUAAGCGAGUUGGUUGAGAUAUUCCGCGAGCUCAUCGGCGGCAACAACCGCUACAGGCGCGUUCCCUGUCCGAUCCUAUCACUGUGGAGUCGCCCAGGAGAGUGCUGGUCUUGGACGCCAAAUCUUGCACCGCCUUCGACAUGUUGCGUAAUGUCUAUGGAAAACCAAGCGUACGAGCCAACGGGGGCCGGGAAGGCCUGCGUAGUGCUCUGAUCAAUGGCAGGCGGAUACGAAGCGUUCGGAUAAGGCCCGUUUGCGCCCAUGGACUGAAGCAUCUGAACCGUCUGCUUCUGCUUCUUCGACAGAGCGUGCUGCUUGAUCAUGCGAGGCAGUUCGGACAGGUAGGGCCGCCUCCACAGAUUUUGUUCGAUGAGACAUGCAUGAUGAUGGGGUCCUGCGUGAUAUACUUUCUCGAGAUGGAGAGGAUGAUUGCUUCCAGGCUGGUGAUGUCCUGUUCCAGUGCUUGUAUCUUCUGCUUCGAGACCUGCUUCCGCAUGUCGCUGCCCGCGCUAUAUAUAUGCAGUUCGUGAAGCCUUUUUGCACACAUUCCGAGCACGAGGAUCGCUGGCCGUCGCACUGGACACGCGUUAGCAGCAGAACGGCGGGGCAGAGAACGAGGUGGUAGGCUAUGUAUAUGACCACCUCAAUACAUCAGGCUCUACCCAAUCAUUACGUCCACUCCGACGCACAUCGCCCGCACCUUCCACCUCCCCACUGUUCUGCCCUCCAGGGGGGAGGGGGGGCGCCGCGGGCUGUCCUCAAGCGGUCGCGCAAUAGGACGUGAGAGAGGAUUGGAUCAAGUCCUCCGAUUCGUCAACCCGGCCACCCUGUUCCCAUACAGCGUCUCAAUCAUGCAAGCAGCCAACACGUCGGGUGGCUUAGAUCUAUGCGAUUCGUAUGUGAUGGAAACACGAAGAGCUGCUUUACUUCGAGGCGAAUUCCACAGCGAAACAAAUACAUGCAAGGCGGUUCGAUACUAUACUCCUUUGGGCUUUAACUAAGUUGUUCACGUCAGAUACGGCAUAGUUUCGUGCCGCAUGGGCAAGCCGCACUUCAUGCCUGCCAUCCGUCUUCUGGAAGCUGGUUUACCGGUCAUGAAAGUGAAAGUCCUACCAGGGCUAGGUCAUUGUUUGUGGAUGAACGCGACUCUGCGUUGUCAGGGAUCUACAUGUUUUACCUCGUGCAUGAAGCCGAGCCAGUCGUCGUGUUGACCUCGUGAACAGAAGGUUUUUAUAUUUCCCUCCGACUUCUUCAGUUCCUUCAGUGAUAUCUUUCAUCUUUCAUUUAAUUACGAAUUCGAUUCUGACCUUAGGCAAAUUGCAAGAAUGGACGACAUCACCGUCUGGAUGACAGAAAUCAGCGACUAUGCUGUCGAAAUAUUAAAAUCAGUUAACUCAGACCCCUCGGCUAGUGCAUAUUAUAACAUUAUCAGCGAUAUCUCAAUUUACAGUGGGAAGCUCAUGCUUCGCAAUGGCGCAAUCUCAGAAAAGAAAAUUGAGAAAACCGUCUCCGGAUGGAUCGCGGCACUGAAAAAAAUAGAAGAAUAUGGGGAGCUUGCGUGGAAGGUUGAAGACUUCAUAUAUAAUACACAGGACAUACUCAAGAAGCACACGGAGCAUAUUGGAAUUCCGGGCUUGUUAAGAGAUACACUUGCAAGUCUUAGGGGAGUGACAUUUCAAUAUAUUGGUGAGGAUUUAAUGUACCACAAGGUAAGAUUAUACUAUCAGGUAUUGGAGCCGAACUGAAAACAUAACAGAGUUAUCGUGAAUUCCGUCUCUCACCAUGGCUUACUGCUUGUUGGUAUGUCGAAAACGGUAAAGCAUACUGGAGCUAUAAAUGGAACAAUGUAGCGGCUUAAGACAAGAUCUGAGGUCGCAAUAUUUAGAAUUCGUGAAAUGACAAAUAUCGCUUAGAAUAGUUACUAUAAAGGUUAUUAGAGGUAAUUAAUAUAAUAUUCCCAGG